Molecule: messenger RNA, 252 nt
Organism: Exophiala oligosperma
Lineage: Eukaryota; Fungi; Ascomycota; Eurotiomycetes; Chaetothyriales; Herpotrichiellaceae
Exons: 3
Coding region: 1-252 (83 amino acids)
Source: RefSeq, a predicted model, not a curated record
AUGGCAGCGAGUGUGGCAAAGCAAGGCACAGACGGAGCACGAAAAGGCCACGACAAGGGUGACCGUCAGCAGGUCAAGCCUGACCGUUCAAGCAGAGCAUGGCGCCAUUCUGUCCAGGACAAAGAAAAGGACGAGGACAUAACCGAGCAUCGGAGAAAGACCCGAAGGAUUCAAGGAAAGGGCAACCAACAGAGCCCACGAAACCUUAGAAGAAGGGCCAAGAUCCUUCACAAGAAUCCGCGAUUGCAAUAG